AAGCUCAAACGCUUCUUGUAAAAUUUCCAAGAACAUUAAAAAGAAAAAGAAAAUAAAUAAAAUAAUCAAAAAAAUGAAUGCCAGAUUCUAGUUUCUAUUCCUAUAAAGCAAAGAAACAAUGAAGAGGUUGACAGUCCGAGAAAUCGAUGGCUUCGUUGAUUGCUGCAUAAACGAGAACCAGAGCGAUAUAAAACAAAGAACAAGCUGCGAGUCAAGUGCAUUAAACAGUAAACGAAUGAAAGUCGAUAAAGAUUCUUCAGAUAUUUCACUCAUCAAAUCGCCAACUUCUUCUGAAAACUCUUCUGACCAAGAAGGUACAGCUGUCGGGAUAGUAAUGGCUGCAGGAGACAGUCCUACGGACGAGGAGGGAGAGGAGGAAAGAGUUAAGAUGUUAUCUCACGGUUUGAUAUCGGUGAUCGGACAGCGGAGAGCUAUGGAGGACGCGGUGACCGUUGCGAUCGGUGAGAUUAAGGGCUAUGAUUUUUUCGCUGUGUAUGAUGGGCACGGUGGGGCCAAGACAGCGAACAAGUGUAGAGAAAGGUUGCAUGUGAUAAUACGGGAAGAGCUGAAGGGGAGAAAUAUCUGUAAGGGCGGGGGGUUUGAGUACUGGGAGGACCUGAUGACGGCGUCUUUUAUGAAGAUGGAUGAGGAAGUGAGUGUCGGUGGUGAGAAGGAAGGACCGGCGGCCGCUGAAAUGAGGACUAUGGGGUCCACCGCGGUGGUGGUGAUGGUGGGAAAGGAUGAAUUGGUGGUGGCUAACUGUGGGGACUCCAGGGCUGUGUUGUGCCGUGGUGGCGUGGCAGUGCCAUUAUCCCGUGAUCAUAAGCCCGACAGGCCUGAUGAGACGGAAAGGGUGGAAGCCGCCGGAGGUAGGAUCAUAAAUUGGAAUGGUAGCCGCGUUCUAGGAGUUCUUGCUACUUCAAGGUCAAUAGGAGAUGAGUAUAUGAAGCCAUAUGUGAUCUCUGAGCCUGAGGUCACUGUGAAUGAGCGAAUGGAGUCAGACGACUUCCUCAUAAUAGCAUCUGAUGGAUUAUGGGAUGUUGUGACUAAUGAAUUUGCCUGUGAAGUUGUAAGAAGAUGUCUUAACGGCCAAUUAAGGGUGAGGUUUUCAGAGGAUUGUAUUGGAACUUCUGCUGCAGAGGCAUCAACAUUUUUGGCCGAGCUGGCUAUGGCUCGAGGCAGCAAAGACAAUAUCAGUGUCAUAGUAGUUGUGCUCAAAAGCUCGAGCUAAGUUCUUUGUCCUUUGCUUUGAUGUUGUAUUGUUAAAAGGGUUGCUGGAUAAUUGUACAGAUAACUUAAAAUCAUCUUGAAAAGUUUGUUUAUUCGUUUUUGUAUUA
Pistacia vera is the source of this 1337-nucleotide messenger RNA. RefSeq names its product protein phosphatase 2C 51-like. Gene Ontology annotation, cellular component: nucleus; cytosol. Lineage: Eukaryota; Viridiplantae; Streptophyta; Magnoliopsida; Sapindales; Anacardiaceae. Gene Ontology annotation, molecular function: cation binding; protein serine/threonine phosphatase activity. The record is from RefSeq and is a predicted model, not a curated record. The coding region runs from base 119 to 1231 and encodes 370 amino acids. Gene Ontology annotation, biological process: protein dephosphorylation. The transcript is spliced from 3 exons.